AUGAUGGCGGCCGGGGAAACAGGCUUCAACCCCUUGGAAUGGCGCCAAUUCUAUUAUCCCGAAAUGAGCCGCAAUAAAGCUACAGCUAUUCUAAAGGACUUGCCCAUUGGCACAUUCCUACUUCGCGAUUCCUCUCGAGAAGGUGAAUAUUCUCUAUCUGUAAAGGAAUCCGAAGAACAGCCUCCCGUAAAACAUUAUUUAAUCGAACGGAAGGGCGAAGACGGAAGUGACUCAGUCACGCUCGCCACACAAUCGUUCGUCGAUUUGGCCCAACUUCUUAGCUACUACACCCGACGGACCCUCGAUCAAUCAGCCCUCAAAAUCCCAUAUAUGGCAAAAGGUACCGAGAUCGUGAAGGUCGUCUACAGAUAUCAAGCACAAGAUUUGACGGCCGAACCUGGAGACCAUUUGGAAGUGCUUGAAAAGAUGGGCGAUGGCACGCUAAAAGUACGCAACUCAACCCAAAAAACUGGCCUCAUCCCGCCGGACUACGUCAUGCGGAUAUCUGGCUCGAGCACCGGCAGCAAAAGCACCGAAGACUCGCAAUUCCAUGGCAGCAGCAAUUCCGUUGAGGUCGAGGGAGAACCGGAAGUGGUUGAGGAUCUGCGAUUGCCCGCCACCGGCAAAGUUAUUUUCGAUCGAGUGCCAAGCGUCUACGAUUCGGCUGCGAUUCGCCUAAAAAAGGGUCAGAGCGUGGAAGCACAUCGAAAGAUUGGCCAGGGCUUUUAUGAAGGGACUGUUGAUGGCAGGCCUGGGACCAUUCCACAAAUUUAUGUCAAAUGGAAU
Messenger RNA from Mesorhabditis spiculigera, 786 nucleotides. NCBI's taxonomy places the organism in Eukaryota, Metazoa, Nematoda, Chromadorea, Rhabditida, Rhabditidae. The record is from the annotation of a GenBank genome assembly.